Messenger RNA from Phaethon lepturus (White-tailed tropicbird), 3054 nucleotides. RefSeq names its product transducin-like enhancer of split 1 (E(sp1) homolog, Drosophila) (gene TLE1). The transcript is spliced from 19 exons. Gene Ontology annotation, molecular function: transcription corepressor activity; protein binding. Lineage: Eukaryota; Metazoa; Chordata; Aves; Phaethontiformes; Phaethontidae. Gene Ontology annotation, cellular component: nucleus; transcription regulator complex. Bases 1 to 2361 code for a protein of 786 amino acids. The record is from RefSeq and is a predicted model, not a curated record. Gene Ontology annotation, biological process: regulation of DNA-templated transcription; negative regulation of canonical Wnt signaling pathway.
AUGGGCCCUGCUGCCGUUGUGCUGCCGGUGUGCUGCCCGGUCACCUGCCCGGGGGUGGUAAUGCCGAAACCGGAGCGGUUCGGCGCUUCUGCUUCUGUCAAAAUACAAAUAAAAUGGGUAAAUGUCAAAACGAAUGAUAUAACAGUUACAUUAAAGUGUGAUCUAUUUUGUAGCCUUAAAUUGGAAUGUGAGAAACUGGCAAGUGAAAAGACAGAAAUGCAGAGGCACUAUGUGAUGUAUUAUGAAAUGUCGUACGGAUUAAACAUUGAAAUGCACAAACAGACAGAAAUCGCCAAGAGAUUGAAUACAAUUUGUGCACAAGUCAUCCCAUUUUUGUCUCAGGAACAUCAGCAGCAAGUGGCCCAAGCUGUAGAACGUGCCAAACAAGUGACCAUGGCUGAACUGAAUGCUAUCAUCGGGCAGCAGCAGUUGCAGGCUCAACAUCUGUCCCAUGGCCAUGGACCUCCAGUGCCUCUAACACCACAUCCGUCAGGACUUCAGCCUCCAGGAAUCCCUCCACUGGGAAGCAGUGCUGGCCUUCUUGCCCUUUCUAGUGCUUUGGGUGGGCAGUCUCACUUGGCAAUAAAAGAUGACAAGAAGCAUCACGAUGCAGAACACCACAGAGACAGAGAGCCGGGCACAAGUAAUUCUCUGUUGGUCCCAGACAGUCUGCGAAGCACAGAUAAACGCAGGAAUGGCCCUGAAUAUACCAAUGACAUCAAAAAGAGAAAGGUGGAUGAUAAGGAUUCCAGCCACUAUGACAGUGAUGGGGACAAGAGUGACGAUAACUUGGUUGUAGAUGUAUCCAAUGAGGAUCCUUCUUCCCCAAGGGCAAGUCCCACUCAUUCACCACGUGAAAAUGGUAUAGAUAAAACCCGCCUGCUGAAGAAAGAUGCCUCUAGCAGUCCAGCAUCUACAGCCUCUUCAGGAAGUUCCACUUCUCUCAAAUCCAAAGAAAUGAGUCUGCAUGAAAAAGCCAGCACGCCUGUUCUGAAAUCCAGCACACCAACUCCUCGAAGUGAUGUGCCAACCCCAGGCACUAGUGCAACUCCAGGACUUCGUCCAGGCCUUGGCAAGCCUCCAGCAAUGGACCCUCUGGUUAACCAAGCUGCUGCAGGUUUGCGGACACCGUUGGCAGUACCGGGACCGUACCCUGCUCCCUUUGGAAUGGUUCCUCAUGCUGGCAUGAAUGGAGAGUUAACCAGUCCAGGGGCAGCCUAUGCCAGUCUGCACAAUAUGUCACCCCAGAUGAGUGCUGCUGCUGCUGCAGCUGCUGUGGUUGCCUAUGGAAGAUCUCCUAUGGUUGGGUUUGAUCCCCCUCCUCACAUGAGAGUACCUGGAAUCCCUCCAAAUCUAGCAGGAAUUCCUGGGGGGAAACCAGCCUACUCCUUUCACGUUACUGCAGAUGGUCAGAUGCAGCCGGUUCCUUUCCCUCCUGAUGCCCUCAUCGGUCCAGGCAUCCCUCGCCAUGCCCGUCAGAUCAACACUCUGAACCACGGGGAAGUUGUGUGUGCAGUCACCAUCAGCAACCCCACGAGACACGUGUACACGGGUGGGAAGGGAUGCGUCAAAGUCUGGGACAUCAGCCAGCCUGGCAACAAGAGCCCUGUCUCUCAGCUGGACUGCCUGAACAGAGAUAACUACAUCCGCUCUUGUAAAUUGAUGCCUGAUGGAUGCACCCUAAUAGUUGGUGGGGAAGCCAGCACAUUAUCCAUAUGGGACCUGGCAGCACCAACUCCUCGUAUAAAAGCAGAGCUGACAUCCUCCGCCCCUGCCUGCUACGCUCUGGCUAUUAGUCCUGAUUCCAAGGUGUGCUUUUCCUGCUGCAGUGAUGGGAACAUCGCAGUGUGGGAUCUGCACAAUCAGACGUUGGUCAGGCAAUUCCAGGGCCACACAGAUGGAGCCAGCUGUAUUGACAUUUCUAAUGAUGGUACCAAGCUCUGGACAGGAGGUUUGGAUAACACUGUCAGAUCUUGGGACUUGAGGGAGGGGAGACAGCUACAACAGCAUGACUUCACAUCACAGAUAUUUUCUCUUGGUUAUUGUCCUACUGGUGAAUGGCUAGCUGUGGGAAUGGAGAGCAGCAACGUAGAAGUGCUACAUGUAAAUAAACCAGACAAAUAUCAACUGCACCUUCAUGAGAGUUGUGUAUUGUCACUCAAAUUUGCUUACUGUGGAAAAUGGUUUGUGAGUACUGGGAAAGAUAACCUUCUUAAUGCAUGGAGAACUCCUUAUGGAGCCAGUAUCUUCCAGUCCAAAGAAUCUUCGUCAGUGCUUAGCUGUGACAUCUCUGUGGAUGAUAAGUACAUAGUCACUGGCUCUGGAGACAAAAAGGCUACAGUCUAUGAAGUUAUCUACUGAAAAAUAUGAUGGGGAUAUAACUUUUAGAAGUUGAACUGGGCCAAAAUUGUUCUUAAUUGUACAAGUAGAAAGGUUUUACCUUUUAAAAAGGAACAAAAGUAUUGAGGUUCCAGACCUUGCCAUGAAACUACUCCAAUUUUUCAAAAUAGAAGGCAACAUCCAGCAACUAAAUAUUGGCUACGUGGACCAAAUGGAACACAGAGGCAAGAUGGACAGAUGUAGCCUAGGUUUUUGACAUAGUUUUUAAAAGCCAAGUCUACUGAAGAAUGUUGGAGCCUUUUAUUUUUUUCUUUCUUUGUGACCUCACGCAAAUUGUUCUCAUUGCCUGAAUAUGGGGGAUAAAUACCUUUCUGUUCCUUGCAGUUCAAGUUGCAUUCUGUCCUGUGUAGAGCAGUGGUGUCUCACAUGAACUUGCUUCCUGGUUUUGCAUCUUGUGAUAUGUUUUUGUAUUUUUGUUGAAGGUCAAACAUUUGUAUAAACUGUAAAUAUAUUUAGUUUACUACAGUAAAGGCUUUAGUACCAACAACCAGUCUUCCCUCCCUACCCGCUCCCUGCCCACCCUGCUUAUUUAAAAUUAAAAACCUUUUGGGGAUAUAAGUACCUUUUUAGAAGCAAAAGCAAACACUAUGUAUAGUUUGAAAAUGGUGUCUUAUUCUUUAUAACUCUUCCUAGAUUCCUUUAUCAUACUUCAAA